AGUUUUCUUCUAGUUAAGAUAUCUAAUGUCUUCUCUCUUGUUUUACAGGAAAUUCUGUCUGUUCAGACAUGAAUUCUUGCAUUCCUAAUUGGAACUUUGAGGGUGAUCUCCCUUCAACCAACCAAAAGAAACCCUCGGGGCCAGAUCAUGAACUAGUAGAGCUGUUAUGGAGAAAUGGGCAGGUAGUUUUGCACAGCCAAACAAAUCGAAAACCAGGUCUUAAUCCUAAUGAGUCAAGGCAAGUUCAGAAACAUGAUCAAAUGAGGGUUGGUGGGUUCUAUGGGAACUCAGGUAAUUUGAUUCAUGAUGAGGAAGCAGUCUCCAUGAUCCAAUACCCUCUAGAAGAUUCCUUUGAUAAAGAUUUCUGUUCCCAUUUCUUUUCUGAACUGCCUUCCUGUGAUCCACUUGAGAUUGAGAAGCCAAUCAAACAAUUUGGAGAAGAGAAGUUUGUUAAGUUUGAUGCUUCUAAUGCCACCCAUCUUGUUUCGUCUUCACCACAAACUAAUGUCAAGUCCUCUACUGGUGUGGCAUAUCCUGAAAAUCCAAUGCCUCCUCCAAGAUUUCAGAUCAGUAAUCCAACUGAGAAAAACCAAAAUCUUGGAGGCUUGGGGAAAGUAGUCAAUUUUUCUCAAUUUUCAGCACUGGGAAGGGGUGAUAUAGGAUCUUCCAGAAAACAAAUAAGAGGGACAGAGCCUGGUAAGUUGAAUCAAGCAGAGGUUAGAGAGUGUUCUAUGAUGACUGUUGGAUCCAGUUACUCAGGUAGCAACCAAGUUCCUAAUGACUUUGAUGUGAGUCGGGCUUCGAGCAAUGGUGAUGGGACUACUGUGUUUUCUACUGGAACCUUGUACAACAAUGUUCAAAAGAUGAUGCCUCUGAGUGAGGGAGGGAUGACAGAAACCCUUGAUCCAACUCUUACUUCAUCUUCCGGCGGUUCUGGCAGUAGUUUUGGCAGAGGGAAGCAGUCUAAUGUUGUCAAUAGCAACAAAAGAAAGGGUAGAGAUGCCGAGGACUCAGAGUGCCAAAGUAAGGCUGCUGAAAUUGAAUCGGCUGCGGGAAACAAGCCAGCACCACGAUCAGGAUCAUCAAGGAGGACACGUGCUGCUGAAGUCCACAAUCUCUCAGAAAGGAGACGAAGAGAUCGGAUCAAUGAGAAGAUGAGGGCAUUGCAAGAGCUCAUACCUCAUUCUAACAAGACGGACAAAGCGUCAAUGUUAGAUGAGGCAAUUGAAUACUUGAAGUCUCUUCAGCUGCAACUUCAGGUAAUGUGGAUGGGAGGUGGGAUGACACCGAUGAUGUUUCCAGGAGUACAGCACUAUAUGUCCAGAAUGGGAAUGGGAAUGGGACCGCCUGCCAUGCCUUCUAUGCACAAUCCAAUUCAUUUACCUCGGGUUCCUAUAGUUGAUCAGUGCAUGACUGUGGCUCCACCAACAAACCCGGCCGUAAUGUGCCAAACACCGGUUCUGAAUCCUGUUGAUUACCGUAACCAGAUGCAAAAUCCCUCUUUUCAGGAACAAUAUGCACGUCUCAUGGGAUUCCAUCAUAUGCAGACCAUGUCUCAGCCUAUGAAUAUGUUCAGAUUCGGCUCUCAGCCUCUUCCACAAAGUCAGAUGAUGGCACCAACUGUCAUGAACACUGGACCUUUAAGUGGUGGAGCUGCAACUAAUGAGGGUUUAAGUGGCAAAAUGAGUUAAUAAACUACGAUGCAUGCUUAUCUCUAUGGACUAUGGUCCCCUAACUUAUAUAACAAGAUUACUUCUUUGUGGAAAAUGCGGGUUCUGAACUCUUCUUGAUCACACGGUUUAAAGGCUCCCCAAUCCACCGUAUAUAUUUCCUAUAGGUGAUCGAAAAGUCACUUUUCAUAUAUGCCAAUGAACCACUAUUGCAAGUGUUCAGACAUCUUAAUCGCGCAUUGAACUUGCUCCGAAACCCUACAAACAGAGACAAGAGUAGUUAUGUAUCUUUCUGGUUUGAGUUUUUUGACUCUGCAAGAGAAGGAAGUUUGUAUUCCAUGCCCCAUAACUUGUAUAAAAUACAGGCAUAUUGCUCAUUCAUGUUUGCUUAAAAAUAUGCCUACAUUUUUUAUAUGGAUACUGAUGCCUGUUACUUUCUUCAGUACCUUUAUGCUCAUGCUGUAUGCUCACACACUUCCUUAACACUAUCUUAUCU
Molecule: messenger RNA, 2166 nt
Organism: Fragaria vesca subsp. vesca
Lineage: Eukaryota; Viridiplantae; Streptophyta; Magnoliopsida; Rosales; Rosaceae
Product: transcription factor PIF5-like
Exons: 8
Coding region: 69-1691 (540 amino acids)
Biological process (GO): regulation of DNA-templated transcription
Molecular function (GO): protein dimerization activity; DNA-binding transcription factor activity
Source: RefSeq, a predicted model, not a curated record